AUGUCCCAAAAGAACAUUGUCACUUGGACAGCCAUGCUCACAUUAUAUGCCCAAAAUGGUCAAAUCGGUAACGCACGCAAACUGUUCGAUGAAAUGCCUGAAAGAACACCUGCUUCUUAUAAUGCCAUGAUCUCUGCUUACAUUCGCAAUGGUUGUAAUGUUACCAAAGCUUAUGAGGUUUUUAACUCGUUUAAUGACCGAAAUGCGGUGUCCUAUGCUGCCAUGAUCAUGGGUUUUGCUAAGGCAAGGAAGUUCCACUUGGCUGAGAAACUUUACCUUGAAGCUCCAAUUGAAUUUCGUGACCUGGUUUGUUCCAAUGCUUUAAUAAAUGGGUAUUUGAAAAUGGGCGAAACAAAUGAAGCUUUGAGGGUUUUUGAGAAUGUGGGUGAGAGUGAGAGGGAUGUGGUUUCUUGGAGUGCAGUAGUUGGUGGUUUGUGUAGAGAUCAGAAGAUUGGUUAUGCUAGGAUAUUGUUUGAUAGAAUGCCGGAGAGAAAUGUGGUUUCUUGGAGUGCAAUGAUUGAUGGGUAUAUGGAGAAAGGUUUGUUUGAAAAUGGGUUUUGUGUGUUUUUGGAUAUGAGGAGGGAAGGGGUUGUUGAGGUUAAUUCAACUACCAUGACUAUAAUGGUUAAAGGGUGUGGAAAUUGUGGUGGUGUGAAAGAGGGAAUGCAGAUUCAUGGGUUGGUUUCAAGAUUGGGAUUUGAGUUUGGUAGUGUUUUGACUAAUACUAUCAUCACUAUGUAUUCCUUGUUUGGUUGCAUUGACAUGGCAAAGAAAGUGUUUUGUGCUAUGGGUAAUAAAGAUUUAGUUAGUUGGAAUUCUUUGAUUUCUGGAUAUAUUUAUAACAAUGAAGUUGAUGCAGCUUAUGGGGUUUUUGAGAGGAUGCCAGAGAAGGAUUUGAUUUCUUGGACGGCCAUGAUCACGGGGUUUGUUUGCAAAGGAAGGAAGAAUUGA
This is a messenger RNA of Trifolium pratense (red clover), 951 nucleotides long. Its product is annotated as pentatricopeptide repeat-containing protein At1g53600, mitochondrial-like. Lineage: Eukaryota; Viridiplantae; Streptophyta; Magnoliopsida; Fabales; Fabaceae. The record is from RefSeq and is a predicted model, not a curated record. Gene Ontology annotation, molecular function: RNA binding; protein binding. Gene Ontology annotation, biological process: RNA modification. Bases 1 to 951 code for a protein of 316 amino acids. The transcript has a single exon.